This is a messenger RNA of Syngnathoides biaculeatus (alligator pipefish), 2265 nucleotides long. It is a transcript of the gene hrob, whose product is annotated as homologous recombination factor with OB-fold. Gene Ontology annotation, biological process: recombinational repair. The transcript is spliced from 10 exons. The record is from RefSeq and is a predicted model, not a curated record. The coding region runs from base 199 to 2124 and encodes 641 amino acids. NCBI's taxonomy places the organism in Eukaryota, Metazoa, Chordata, Actinopteri, Syngnathiformes, Syngnathidae.
GACCGCCUACGUCAACACUUUGAAGAGUGAGUCGCGGGUGCACAGUUUCUCCAAAACCGCCCAUCACACCAGCGACUAAUUUGCUUCUUUUUGUGAGAAAAUAACGUUUAAAAGACAACAUAAUCAGACUCGGCGUCUCCGGAUGGCCUGCGACGUCUUGCUACAUUUAAUAACUCGUCGCGACAUCUCGUGCCUGCGAUGAGCUACCAACUAAAUGGGCUGUUUAGCAUUGGCGAGGACUUUGACGAGGAGGACGUGCUGGGGACGAACUGGACUCUCGGACCCCGGGCAGCGGUGCCUCCCCGCCCCUCGGCUUCCGCGCGUGCGGCCGCAAGAGAUUCCGGCACCGAUCCCCUUCGGAGGUCAGCUUCCCCGAGUUCCGCUUCGGUGACGCCAACUUUACGGACGCUCUCCUCUGGCAUUCAAGCUGACCCCCUUUUGAGGAAACUCCCUGAGUCCGGUUUUGGGGGGCCGCCAAGACCAGCUGUCAGUUUGCCACCCUCUCUGGUCGCUGCCAACCGUGUGGGCCCCAGAGGUUCCGGCACCAACCUCCUCCAGCCAACCGAGGAAUCAUCGAGCCCUUCCUCGAAAACGGUUGCUCCCGGUUUGCGGAAUCUUAUCGCUGAGGCUCAGGCUCUGAGGCCCCAUCCGCCCCCCACACCAGAGAUUCCAAAGCCCUUUGUGGGGACCUCCACUGCUGUGCCAUCCUGCCCUCAAGGCCAGGAAACUGUUCCUCCGACUUUGCAGAAGGUCUUCUCCAGCAUUCAAUCUCGCCCCCUUCCACAUCCCACCUCGGUCCCCCCUGCGUCCCACUCGUGGGCACAACCGAGCUCGGUCCCAACCACUAUUGCAGCAUUACGCCCGCUGGGUACUGCCCCCGUUACCCCCGGAGCCGUCACGAAGCCCCCUUUGACCGUGCAGCAGAAGUCCACCAUCAAUACCACCGGACAGGAUGACUUUGACGACUGGGACUUGGACCUUGUCGACUUGGAGGAGUGUGACCGUCUAGCUGGACCCGUUCCUCCGGCCAAAACCACCAACACGGGUGGAAGGACCCUAAGAGCGCCAACCUUGAGACCCCCCUGCACGCUCCCGCCGCAAAGUGUUCCCACCCCCAACUCUGUUUCCAAGACUUUCGGGAAACCUCAGCACGUUCCUCGGGUUGCUCCCGCAACCUCCCACCCACCCCGAGGCCUCUUCGAGGCUAUUUCGCCUGAGCCGAGGCCCCCGCCCUCCCCUUCUCCUGCCUUUAGUCCGCACCCCCUGAGCAAACCGCUGCUGACCAACCACCUGGUGCAGCUGGUGUCGGCGUCGAGCAAGAUGUGCCGGAAAAGGCCGCGCUCGGAGCCCCGACCGCCCAGGUCGCGACGCUUCCCUGGCCCGGCGGGGCUCCUCCCUCAGCAGCCACAAAAUCACAAUCUGGAUGAGAUUGUGGUUUCUGUUUCUCAGACCCCCUCCCACAGCGUGGGGGCACGCCUUCCAAACCAGGUUUCCAGCUCUCAGACUGAGGAAGAGGAGUUCAGCAGCGGUCCCUGGGCGGCGAUGAAGGCCCAGAUGGGACUGGACGAGCGGAACCCGGCGUGCUUCCUGCGCUCGUACAGCGUGCUCAUGGUGCUCCGCAAGGCGGCGUUGAAGCAGCUAAACAAAAACAAAGUCCCGAAUAUGGCCGUGAUGCUCAAGAGCAUCAACCACGCACACACCGACGCCAAGGCCGUGUUUCGGGAUCCUACAGGCGAGAUUCAGGGCACGUUGCAUCGGCGCCUCCUGGAGGAGCGCUCAGGAGAACUGAAGGUCGGUGCUGUGCUGCUGCUAAAACAAGUGGGGGUAUUCUCCCCCUCCCAUCGCAACCACUACCUCAACGUGACUCCGAACAACCUCCUCCGAAUCUAUUCGCCCGACGGGGCCUGCCACGCGUCGGGGCAGCCCCCCCCGGCGGUCCCGGAGCCGACGCCGGGGUUGGCCGGCGGCAAGGCCGUGUCCCGCAUGCAGCUCGUGUUUGACGAUGGCGACGGGGACGAGGACAGGACGAAAAGCAAAGACAGAAGCCCGCCGAAUUCAGGCUGGGACGCAGAUGACUUGGAUGAGCUUCUGGUGGCACUCCCAGAAGACACCUACAGUCUUUGAUGGGAGCAGAUGCAUCACCAAUGAGCCAAAUAUCAUUUUGAUAAUGUUAAAAAUAUGAAAACACUUGCCUAUUUGUGUUUUGUUGAAAUUCAACCCAUGUUCCUCUCUUUAUUGAUAUUAGUAAAGAAAUAUACGUGUCAA